GACCUUCCCCGCACUCUAACAGAAAACUUAUUGUGUCUUUGAAGUCACAUCGGCAAUUAAGUACACUCACAUACCUCAUACGCCUCACACAGCUUGAGCUUUGGCAGUGCGUAAUUCGUGGCCAGCCAGCCUUGCACUCUUUCUUGACUUCCCACGAUGGCGAAGAUGUUGCAACAAUCUCCUCUAGCAGCAAUUAAGAAGUGUCUGGAUUCAGGUGAAUAUUCGGAUCUCACCAUCACAUGUGGAAACGACGUAUACAAGGUGCACAAGAUGAUACUCUGCACCCAGUCUGACUUCCUCGCAGGUGCUAUAAGAUUCCCAGGCAAAGAAUCUGAGCAGGCAAACAUCAAUCUCCCUAACGACGAGCCCGCAGUCGUGAAGUUGGGGGUGAAAUAUCUUUACACCGGCGAUUACACAUAUGACCCUCAAGAGCUGCCUAAACCUUCGAGUCUUGUUCUCGCUUUAUGGGAAAAGCCGUCCCACAAUGAAGAGGGUGAACCCUACACAUACGACUUUCCACACUCGUGUUGUGAUAGGGGACGGAAGACACAAUGUCCUCCGCUCUGUCCUCAUCACCAGUGCGGAGCUGGUGUCUGUGAUAACAAAUGCUUCGAAUUUGUAUGCGGUUCCUGUGAGGACGGCGAUUACAGUCCUUACAGUACUACCAGAUCUUUAGCCGAAGAUCUCCUGGUUCACACAAAGAUGUAUGAGAUGGCUGAUAAGUACGGGUGUGAGAAAUAUUGGAAUUCCAAUGCAUUCCCAGUUGCUGCAGAGUAUGCGUUCUCAACAACAAUGGAAGAAGACGAAGGACUGAGAGAUAUCGUCAUUGCCGCCAUCGCUAAGCAUAGAAAACUCAUACAUAAGCCACAAAUUCAAGUGCUUAUGAAAGAGUUUAGCAGCCUGGCUCUUGGGGUCUUGUUGAAGAAGGAAAAAGAGUAUCGCUGCUCUCUGAUAUCAGGCCUCUACUCCGACCUCAAAAUAACCUGCGGCCCAGACUCCUACAACGUCCACAAACUCAUCGUCUGCCCCCGGGCUGAAUUCUUCACCAGAGCCCUCAAAUUCGGUGGUCAAGAAACCUCUACAAGCGAAAUCAACCUCCCAGAAGAUGACCCGGUAAUAAUAAAACUCCUCCUUCAGUACCUAUACGAAGGCGACUACCAGCUCCCCGCCUCCCCUUCCUCUGCAAAACCCGCCAUCACUCCUCCUCCUCCCAUCAAUCCAAACCUCCCAACCCACACCCCCUCGGGCCUCCCUUACACCUACGACUUCCCACACACCUGCCGCGCGCCCUUGACCCCCCACUUCCUCUGCCCACACCACACCUGCAUCUACGCCACGUCCUCGUCCCAACCAGGCGCAUGCAGCUACACCUGCCGCUCCUUCACCUGCCCCUUGUGCACCGCAGCCCCACCAUCACCAUCACCAUCAUUACCACCACCACCACCACCGACCUACGCCGGCGCACCCGCAGACCUCCUUCUCCACGCCCAGCUCUACGCCGUAGCCGAAAAGUACCAAGUCAGCGGUCUGAAACCCCUCGUGACGCGCAAGUUCUCGACCGCCUGCGCCGUCUUCUGGCGCGAAGCGCACGAGUUCGUGGCCGCUGCACGAGUCGUGUUUGAAAGCACGCCGGACAGCGAUUGCGGCCUGCGCGGCGUGGUUGUUCAGACGCUGUUUGACCAUUUGCCCGACUUGAUUGCCCGCCCGGAGGUCGAGGCGUUGCUCGUCGACAAGGCAGAGGUCGCCCUGCGCUUGUUGGAGAUGACGGUUGCCAAGCGGCCCGAGGCGUGUGCCUGUGUGCGUACGCCCCCGAGCUCGUUGGGGUCCACGACGCCAGCGACCGAGGCGGAUGGCUUGUCAGAAGCUAUGAUAUCGCCCAUGUAG
Molecule: messenger RNA, 1884 nt
Organism: Bipolaris maydis ATCC 48331
Lineage: Eukaryota; Fungi; Ascomycota; Dothideomycetes; Pleosporales; Pleosporaceae
Molecular function (GO): protein binding
Source: RefSeq, a predicted model, not a curated record